UGGGACGGCGGCGCGCACGGCUACUCCGCUCUCCGCUCUCUCCUUCCCGAUCGCGGGUCUGGGCCCCGGCUGCCAGCAUGGAUGCUCGCCGCGUGCCGCAAAAGGAUCGCAGAGUAAAGAAGAACUUCAAGAAAUUCAGCUAUGUGAAGUUGAUUUCCAUGGAAACCUCGUCAUCCUCUGAUGACAGUUGUGACAGCUUUGCUUCUGAUAAUUUUGCAAACACGAAACCUAAAUUCAGGUCAGAUAUCAGUGAAGAACUGGCAAAUGUUUUUUAUGAGGACUCUGAUAAUGAAUCUUUCUGCGGCUUUUCAGAAAGUGAGGUGCAAGAUGUGUUAGACCAUUGUGGAUUUUUGCAGAAACCAAGGCCAGAUGUCACUAACGAACUGGCCAGUAUUUUUCACGCCGACUCUGACGAUGAAUCAUUUUGCGGUUUCUCAGAAAGUGAGAUACAAGAUGGAAUGAGAUUACAGUCAGACCAUGCAGGCUGUAGGACCCGCAGUCAAAGCAGACGUUCUGCACCUCUCCGGGUGGCCAUGAAGUUUCCAACUCGAAACACCAGGGGAGCAGCCAGCAAAAGAGCAGCAGCCCCUGAACCCUCGGAGAAAUCUGUGACUGAUUCCAAUCCUGAUUCAGAAGAUGAAAAUGGCAUGAAUUUUUUAGAGAAAAGGGCUUUAAAUAUAAAGCAAAACAAAGCAAUGCUCGCAAAACUAAUGUCGGAAUUAGAAAGUUUCCCUGGCUCAUUCCCUGGACGACAUUGCCUCCCAGGCCCCAGAUCGCAAUCAAAGACACCCCGAAGGCGUACAUUCCCAGGUGCCACUUCUAGGAGGAACCCCGAUCGGAGAGCGCGGCCUCUCACCAGGUCAAGGUCCCGGGUCCUUGGGUCCCUUAGCGAGCUACCCACGGAGGAGGAGGAGGAGGAGGAGGAAGAUAAGUACAUGUUGGUGAGAAAGAGGAAGACCAUGGACGGCUACAUGAACGAAGGUGACAUGCCCAGAAGCCGUCGCCCUGGGUCCAUGACCCUGCCCCAUGUAAUUCGCCCAGUGGAAGACAUCACAGAGGAGGAGUUGGAGAAUAUCUGCCACAACUCUCGAGAGAAGAUAUAUAGCCGUUCACUGGGAUCUACUUGUCAUCAGUGCCGCCAGAAAACCAUUGAUACCAAAACAAACUGCAGAAACCCAGAGUGCUGGGGUGUUCGAGGCCAGUUCUGCGGUCCCUGCCUUCGAAACCGUUACGGUGAAGAGGUCAAGGAUGCUCUGCUGGAUCCAAACUGGCAUUGCCCCCCUUGUCGAAGAAUCUGCAAUUGCAGUUUCUGUCGUCAGCGAGAUGGGCGGUGUGCGACCGGGGUCCUUGUGUACUUAGCCAAAUACCAUGGCUUUGGGAAUGUGCACGCCUACUUGAAAAGUCUGAAGCAGGAGUUUGAGAUGCAAGCAUAGCGCCUGGAAGACCCUGCCUUCCCCGCACCCGGCAGUCUCCUUAGACGAGUUUCCGAGCAUCCCAGAGGCCUGCCGCUGCUCUGCUCUGCCCUCUUGCCACUUCUUUGCUUCCCCUGCCCCUCACCCUGCACCGUCCCUCUCUAUUUACAGUGGGUCUUUCUCACCAUCUAGCUUCUGAAUUCUUUUAAAAUGACAGUUUUAUGAAAGCCUGUUUGAUUUCAUUGGUGUUGAAACAGCCCUGGAAUCCACCUCUGUAAAAUCAAGCACUUGGGAAUACAGUAGUGGUGUUAACUACAUCAACUGAGACCAGCCCUCUAACUUGUUUACAUAAAAACAAUGGGUAUGAUUGUCACACUAGUUGACAUUUUUAACCGAAUCAAGGCACACAAAUCUUAAAGUUGUUGGAAAGGGGUGUGUUACUUUGGAAGCCUCUGAUGAGAAUAUUCCAUGUAUUUUGCUUAAUGCUGACAUAUAGUUGCUGGUUUUUUUCACCAUGAGUCUGGGUGGCACAUCGUGCUCCCACCAUCAGGAUGCAAAGGACUGGGCGGUGCUGUAUCUGCAGUCGCUAUAGAAAUGACCUCCUGGGGAACUAGGAUGGGAGGCUUUGGAAACAGGCUGGUUUGAAUUCCUGGUCUAAACUUUCAAUAUAAUGGUAGUUUGCCAAGUUUAUGUCAGUUCAUAAAUGUAAGGUGUUUCAAAUUUUUGAUCAUUUUGCAUGGAGAAUUGAUACUAUUAGCCUAGAAUUUGCAGUUUUUGUUUUCUUGAAAUGAGCUAGGCACACAGUUUGUGGUCAGGUUUUAAGCACUUUUAGAACAAUGAGAAGUGCCUUUUUGGAGAUGGAUGACUUUCCAUUUUGUUGACUUAACAUCUCUGCCAGUUUAGUUUCUGGGCAGAUUUCAUGUUUCGUCUCCCCGUCCCCCAAAUUCUUUUGCAUUAAUCAGCCAUUUGGUAGAGUUGGGAUUGAGUGUGUCUCUGCUUCACUUGGCACGUGUGGCCUGCUGCUGUGCCCACUCGGGGUUUGAUGCAGAAGUGGACCUGACUCAAUAAAUGUAAAUAGAGCUUUUGAUCUGUA
Molecule: messenger RNA, 2505 nt
Organism: Molossus molossus (Pallas's mastiff bat)
Lineage: Eukaryota; Metazoa; Chordata; Mammalia; Chiroptera; Molossidae
Gene: CDCA7
Product: cell division cycle associated 7
Exons: 10
Coding region: 78-1433 (451 amino acids)
Biological process (GO): regulation of DNA-templated transcription
Cellular component (GO): nucleus
Source: RefSeq, a predicted model, not a curated record